AUGGUCCAGAGUGGUGAACUUGCAAAAUAUCCCCUGGCAAUCUUGGCCAAGGCAUUAGAAGUAUUCGGCAUCAGGCUCCUUGUGUCCUAUGAUAUUGGGUGUGUAUUCCAGGAAACUGCAGCACGAAGUUCACUGAGGCCGGAUUGGGUGCAGAGUGGCUUUCAGUGCUGUGUAAAUGCAUUCCAUGGGUACACUUACAACUAUACCUGCCAAACACAGAACCACCCAAAUGUCAUCAAGGGGAUGGGUCUCGAGGAUGGUGAGACCCUCGAACGGCUGUUCAGCGCAUCUAACAGCCUCGCAUCAGUCACUCGGUAUGUGUCACCCUACCAUCGGCAAGUCCUCAUCGACCUCUUUUUCCAGCAAUGGGAUGAUGAGAAGUACAGGAAUCUAAGCCUUAUGUUGUACAACAACUGUGUACAGGCACUCAAGAUUAUUAACAAGGAUUCGGUCACACUGGCUGACACCAUGCAAGCUCUCGGGGUCAGCCAUGAAGAUCUUGACAAAUGGUCUUCAGAAGAGCGGCACUAUUUCGAAACGCUGGGUCAAGAACACCCGUGGGAUGUGCACGCCAUUGCGUAUGUCGAGAAGCUUUAA
Laetiporus sulphureus 93-53 is the source of this 597-nucleotide messenger RNA. RefSeq lists its product as uncharacterized. NCBI's taxonomy places the organism in Eukaryota, Fungi, Basidiomycota, Agaricomycetes, Polyporales, Laetiporaceae. The transcript is spliced from 2 exons. Bases 1 to 597 code for a protein of 198 amino acids. The record is from RefSeq and is a predicted model, not a curated record.